This is a messenger RNA of Pristis pectinata (smalltooth sawfish), 834 nucleotides long. It is a transcript of the gene atp6v0e2, whose product is annotated as ATPase H+ transporting V0 subunit e2. Gene Ontology annotation, cellular component: proton-transporting V-type ATPase, V0 domain. NCBI's taxonomy places the organism in Eukaryota, Metazoa, Chordata, Chondrichthyes, Rhinopristiformes, Pristidae. Bases 64 to 309 code for a protein of 81 amino acids. The record is from RefSeq and is a predicted model, not a curated record. The transcript has 4 exons. Gene Ontology annotation, molecular function: proton-transporting ATPase activity, rotational mechanism. Gene Ontology annotation, biological process: proton transmembrane transport.
GGGUCAUGUGAUCGGUUGGAUCGGGAGCCGGGGGACGAGCGGAGAGGCCGAGGUUCGGACACGAUGGGUGGGCACUCGGUGACCGUGCCCGUCAUCUGCUUCACCGUCCUGUGGGGGCUGGUCGGCUGCGUCCUCCCCUGGUUCGUGCCCAAGGGUCCGAACAGAGGAGUCAUAAUAACCAUGAUCGUGACCACGGCUGUCUGCUGCUACCUCUUCUGGCUCAUCGCUCUCCUGGCUCAGAUGAACCCUCUGUUUGGACCCCAGCUGAAGAAUGAAACCAUCUGGUAUCUCCGCUACUUCUGGGAAUAAGACGGGACUACGCUGGAGCCAUUGGUGACACGAUGCUGACUGCCCGAGGUAUCUCUUUUGAAGUUGCUUGUCAUCUUUCCACACCUUCAAACCUAAUACAGCACUUUGCUGCCACAGAUUUUUUCUUUCUCCCUCUUGAGGUUCUCCAGUAAACAUCCAGAUUUUCUCUCUAUUCCAAGUCAGUAACAAGGAAGAAAAGGCUGAUGUCACCCCAAUAAUUCGGUGGUUGAGAGUUUUGUUUAGAUGAGAUUUUAGUUCAACACCACUGAAUCCUGAGAUGAAGCUCGCAUUGGUCUUUUGUUUAAUUGAAAGAUCUCACCUCUACCCAAUUAAGAAGCCUUUUUAAAAAAAACCUGAAGGUUGAUUGUGUUGUGUAGUGAUAUUAAUGCCGGAAUAAAUCAUGUACUUGUGUUAAUUCUGUAAAAGAUUAUUUAUUUUAUCAAAUAUUGCGGUGUUAAAAGUAAGAAACUAUUCAAUGCUGUAGAUGAUGUUAGCCAGUGCAAUAAAACCAGAAUGUGUUCCAAG